Messenger RNA from Pseudo-nitzschia multistriata, 1988 nucleotides. NCBI's taxonomy places the organism in Eukaryota, Bacillariophyta, Bacillariophyceae, Bacillariales, Bacillariaceae. The record is from the annotation of a GenBank genome assembly.
AGAAUAGAAGCAUUGAAAAAMCCAGCUCGUAGUCAACCGCCAAACCGACAACAACAGGAAAGGCCAGGAAGCCUACGCUCUGAUGUGAGURACAGAGAGUCGUCCCAUUCAUUGUCCUACCUUUCAGAAGAAGAGAUUGCGGUAUUGAAAAAGUCUUCGCUUAUAGCCUCGGGUUUGUUUUUACCUUUUUCAGAAGAAGAAGCCCGAUCGUUAUCGCGGCAGGUAGCAGCACAGAAGUCAACUUUCAAACCUUGGAUUGACCCCGAUGGGGACCUCUCUCUUUCGGAAAAACAGAAGAAACGAUUCUACGCAUGGUCACGRCCCCAUGAAAUACUUCAAAGGCGAUCUCAAAUGGGAUUCAAACAGCGCCCACCGUCAAUGAUAUCAAACAUWAGUCCGUAUACAAUAAGACAGCAGUACGUGACCGAUUGCAGCUUCAUUGCCAGUUUGUGUGUCUGCGCAUUGUUUGAGAAACGUUUUCGCAAACGGCUGAUUACACCGAUAGUUUAUCCCCAAGACAAAGAUGGAAUUCCUGUUUAUAACCCMUCCGGCAAAUACAUUGUCAAGCUCUGGUUAAACGGAGUUGCACGGUGCGUUGUAGUAGAUGAUCGGCUACCAGUAGAUCGUCAAUCAAACUUGCUGUGCUCUCAAACAUCAGGUGAUCACAACCAUCUUGAGCUAUUUUGCCCCAUCAUAGAAAAGGCAUACAUGAAACUCUGUGGUGGAUACGAUUUUCCCGGAAGCAACUCCGGUGUUGAUCUAUUUUCAUUAACUGGAUGGAUACCAGAAAGAAUUUUCUUUCCUUCCCAACAUGGAGAAACUAGAGACUUCGAAACGCCCCCCGAUCGAGCUUGGGAGCGUCUCUUUUCUGCCAAUUCAUUCGGUGAUUGUCUGAUCACUGUCUCUACAACACGUGAUAUUUCAGAACAAAAAGCAGAUGAUCUAGGCCUGGUGACAGGCCAUGCAUAUGCUGUUUUGGAUGUUUUCCAGUCGAAAAACGGAACCAAGCUGUUGCAAUUGAAAAAUCCAUGGGCUCGAAAGGGAUGGACUGGCAAAUAUUCAUCACAUGAUAAAAUGAGCUGGCGAGACCAAUCACUUCGGUCUGAAGUCGGAUAUGACCCCGUCGAGGCAGCGAAACAGGACGACGGCGUUUUUUGGAUAAGCUGGGAAGAUGUUUUGCGCUUCUUUCGGAAUUUACAGCUGAGUUGGAACCCUAAACUAUUUUCGUAYAGAGUAACUACUCAUGGUUUCUGGCCUGUCGAGCAAGGGCCAAAAAUUGACACUUUUAAUGUAGGAGAAAACCCACAGUAUAUUUUGGUUCUGUCGGACCAAGCUGUGUUGAAGAAGGCGACCAUAUGGGUACUAAUUUCGAGGCAUGUAUCGAAGCAAGAACAAGAAGGGGCAGAGGUUCAUGAUUUUCUAACUGUACAUCUUUUACGGAACUCAGGUAAAUUAGAACGAGUAUGGUAUCCUCAAAGCAAAAAGUCAAUUGUCAAUGGAUGUUAUACGAACAAUCCACACGUACUAUUGCGACACGACGUCACUGGACCCGAAGACAAGUAUAUUUCAUUGGUUCUUUCUCAAUAUGAGAAGAAAAAAGAUUUGGCAUAUACACUCUCUUGUUACUCCACCGAACCAUUUGAGCUGAGACGACCUCCAAAGCCGCUGCCUCGGAAAUUGAAUCUUUCGAGUGAAUGGACUAAACAUUCCGCGGGAGGUGCCUUCGGAUCGAACAAAUUCUUUGUGAAUCCCAUGUUUGAACUACUGCUGACAGAGAAGACAACAAUACAAAUGCGAUGCACUACGUCGAAUGCAUUGGCUGGUAUGUAACUGCAAUUCUUUGUGAAUUUGAAUUUUCUAUUGGUCACAAAUGAUUGCUGACCCUUUUUUUAAUUUGAAUUUUCUAUUGGUCAUAACUGUUUGCCGACCCUUUUUUCCUCCUUCAUCUGUUUCAUGAUUGAAAAAGUCAAUAUAAUGCUUAUUAGCCU